AUGUCUGUCGAAAUCAAAAAAAGAACGGGACUUGCCGUUCCAGAGGGCAGUAACAAGAGAAGAAGGUCCAUCAUUCCAGUCAGCAGUAACCCUACCAACGAUGAAGGCGUGUCUCAAUGUUUUUAUAAGUUUUCGACUUCUCUCUAUGUGUCGCUUGCUCCUGCUCAUCUCAACAGUCCUAUAAAUGGUCUCAAAGCUCAACACUUGGAUCCGCUCAUUAUGACAUAUUUACCUAAAGCUGGUGGUGUGGUUUUGUCAUACUCCAACAUCAAGCUUUCUGAAGACAACUCCAGUGAAGAUGCUGAGGGCAAUGCCAUCACUGUGUCCAAGAUCGAAGGCUCUUCUCCAUUCACGUUCUUAUGGAUAACUGUAGACUUCUUGAUAUGGAGGCCACAAGUCGGAGACGUCUUGGAAGGUUACAUUUACAUGCAAACGGCUUCCCACUUGGGUUUGUUGAUUCAUGAUACAUUCAAUGCCUCCAUUAAGAAGUACAACAUUCCUAACAACUGGCAGUUCAUUCCUAGCCAGGAAGAUGAAAUUGCAGAUGCGGCAACCAAGUCGUUUGGCUACUGGGUAGAUGAGAACGAGAGUAAAAUCGAGGGCAAGUUGAAGUUCACAGUCAAGACCAUUCACACCUCGGGCAAAGUUGUUUCUGUAGAAGGUACAUUGAUUAAACCCGGUGCUGAAAGAGAUGCUCAGCCUAUAUUCAGAGAACGUCGUUCUUCCACAUCUUCGCAAUCGGGAAAGAACAAGCACAAGAAAUUUGGUGACGACGAUAGCAUUCCCACACUAAGCGAGAUCGCUGAACCUAAAGAUGAAGAUGAAUUUCCAGCUUACAUAAAGGAAAGCGACAAUGAGAAUAUUGACGAAGAUAGUGCUAUCGUCAACAAGUCUGACUCUGAUGAGGCCGACAAUUCCGAUUAA
This is a messenger RNA of Scheffersomyces stipitis CBS 6054, 924 nucleotides long. It is a transcript of the gene RPS43, whose product is annotated as DNA-directed RNA polymerase I subunit. Bases 1 to 924 code for a protein of 307 amino acids. Lineage: Eukaryota; Fungi; Ascomycota; Pichiomycetes; Serinales; Debaryomycetaceae. Gene Ontology annotation, biological process: DNA-templated transcription; DNA-templated transcription initiation. The transcript has a single exon. The record is from RefSeq and is a predicted model, not a curated record. Gene Ontology annotation, cellular component: RNA polymerase I complex.